UUUUUUUUUUUUUUUGAGACGGAGUCUUACUCUGUCACCCAGGUUGGAGUGCAACGGUGAGAGGCUCAUGGCAAACUCUGCCUCCCGGGUUCAAGCGAUUCUCCUGCCUCAGCCUCCCGAGUAGCUGGGAUUACAGGCACACACCACCAUACCCGGCUAAUUUUGUAUUUUUAGUAGAGAAGGGGCUUCACCAUGUUGGCCAGGUUGGUCUCAAACUCCUGACUUCAAGUGAUCCACCCACCUCCACCUCCCAAAGGGCUGGGAUUACAGGCGUGAGCCACCGCGCCGGGCCAAGUUCUGGAAAACUUUUAGUAAGGCUGAAGGCUUAGGCAUGUUUUGACCAUUUGUAACUGAUAAUGAGACUCAUCACAAGGUACCCACAAAAUUCACUACCAGUCACGCUGCUACGUCAAAGCCUCUCCUACUUCAGCACCUACCUAGGCAUAAUUUUAACUGACAUUUUAGCAAUAAAACUUUUAUUUGAAGAUAUCCUUGAGCCACAAAUCUCUCUGGAUUUAGAUUUCAAGCAGUAGGAAAUAAGAUGAUUUAACCUGCAAUUCAAUAAAAGAACUUCACAUCAAAUUUCAAUCUUUAAGAAGCUGCUACAGCUAUAAUGUAAGGUUAAGAGUUUAUUCUUUCAAAGCAGUUCUCCUCAUCUCUUAAACGCUAUACAUAUGAAGUAGAUAAAAACUGCAGUUUCUAUUUUGGUAGCAUUUAGGAUCUACAAAAGUGAUCCUUCAAUUACUUGGAAUUUCAAAAAAUAGAGGUUACCUAGUAACAAUGCACCAGUAGAACACAAAAUACUCUGAUUUUGUUUAGUCUGUGGGAAAAGAAAAAUCUUUAAACUGGAAAGAUUUUGUAAUCUUACAAAGAUUACAUUGGAAUUGGAAUUACUGUAGUUCGUUUUUCCCUCUAGGAGGGCAGCCAUUUCUCUAAAAGUUUUGUAAAAGUUAAGACUCGGAUUUCAAAAUGCAAGCAGAUGUUGAAGAAGCAUACGAAAUGGGCAACUCCAUUUCUAUUUCGGAGCCGCAGGGACUCCGACUUUGUGCCCCAACCCUGUAAAGGGCAAAACCUCAUCCCUUCGGUGUAAACUUUCAAGAGAAGUGGGGCAGCACACUUUAGGCGUUUCACCAAGAGGCUGGCGACAUGCUAGGUCAGGUUGUCCGGAGAAUCGGGGCUGAAUGGGAGAGAACUUGAGGGCAAGCGCCUCAGAGACCUUCAGGCACCGAGCUCGUGAAGGUUUCCACGUGCCCCUCUCUAGCUGGUCCCAGGGGGAAUUAGUGGUUGCUACAGUAGUUUAAGAGGGCCGUGGUUUUUCACACCCCGGGCGGCGAGAUGGCGCUUUGGUGUAAGCGAGGUAAGGUGGGUGCACUGGGAUCUCCGCUCUCGGAGCCUCCAGCUGACUGCCACGCCGACUUGUGGCCAGACCUGCGACCUCCGCCCUCCCCCGCGGCGCCAGCCUCUGGAAUCUGGCGUCGCCCCCACCUCUCCAGUCGAAGUGGGAGUCCCUCUGUGCAGGGCCUCGCCGCCAUACCCAGGCCGAAUGGGGGUGGGGAGGGAAGUUGGCAGAGCUCGGCCUCAGGAUCCGCGCCCCUGUGGAAGGACGGCAGAGGGGGGCCGUUUCACCAGCCUUUCCCCUGCUGGGGUCUCGGGAAACACGCGGUAAUUACCGAAGAACCCCGCACUCUGUGAGAGGCGAGGCUGCGGGGCUGCCGGGACGGUUUGAGGACCGGGCUCGGCCGGGGAGACUCCAACCUUCACCCUCCCUGGCCCCCGGUCCCACUUCCCGCCGUCUCCCGGCGCCGCCACUUCAGGCAGCCCACUCGGCCCGGCCUCUCCCCGCGCCCGGACCACCCCCCACGGGGUGCUCUCACUGCGCAGCGAGUCCCUCCGCUGCCUCCUCCCAGCCCAAAAUGGCGGCGAUGGCCGCCGAUCUUCUCGUCGCCUUCCUCAAAGGCCAAGGAUCCCUCCGCGCCUACUGCCCCGCCCAUCUUAGCCGGAUCUAUUUUCUGCCCCGUAAAGAUUAACGCCAUCAAUGAACUCUUUAAUUGAGUUCGGAGAAGGCGGGUCCAGUUUUGCUCCCUCACAGCUAAUCGUUGCCAAAAGCGAGAAUAUUGGCAGAAGGCUUGACCAAUCAAAGAAGGCAGCGAUGCGCGCGCGGUUUACCCCCGCGCAAGGGUAGAUGGGUUUUGGAGUCUCGGGUGUGGUUGUUGACGUUACAGGCGCUUGGAUCGCUUUUCAGGCUAGAAGAACUACAAUCCCCAGCCGGCACCGCGCAUCCAAGCUCUCUCCUCCCCCCAUCUUAGUGGCCUGAGCGGCUUGACCAGAGCUGCUGCAACUGCAGCGAGAGCAGGUGUCACUAGUUCCAGGCGUCUGCUGAAAGAUUUGGAACGGAAGAUGAUGGCCACUCCGAACCAGACCGUCUGUAAUGCAGAGUCACCAGUGGCCCUGGAGGAGGCCAAGACCUCUGAUGCCCCAGGGAGCCCCCAAACACCCCCUGAGCCUCAUGACUCUGGUGGUUCCCUGCCCCUGACACCGCGGAUGGAGAGCCACUCAGAGGAUGAAGAUCUUGCUGGGGCUGUCGGUGGCUUGGGCUGGAACAGUAGGAGUCCCCGGACCCAGAGCCCAGGGGGCUGCUCAGCAGAGGCUGUGCUGGCCCGGAAGAAACACCGUCGGCGGCCGUCGAAGCGCAAAAGGCACUGGCGACCCUACCUGGAGCUGAGCUGGGCUGAGAAACAACAGCGGGAUGAGAGGCAAAGCCAGAGGGCCUCACGGGUCCGCGAGGAGAUGUUCGCCAAAGGCCAGCCCGUGGCCCCCUACAACACCACCCAGUUCCUAAUGAAUGACAGAGACCCGGAGGAGCCCAACUUGGAUGUGCCCCAUGGUAUCUCCCACCCAGGUUCCAGUGGGGAGAGUGAGGCCGGGGACAGUGAUGGGCGGGGCCGAGCGCACGGUGAGUUCCAGCGGAAGGACUUCUCUGAGACUUACGAGCGCUUCCACACCGAGAGCCUGCAGGGCCGCAGCAAGCAGGAGCUGGUGCGAGACUACCUGGAGCUGGAGAAGCGGCUGUCGCAGGCGGAGGAGGAGACUAGGAGGCUGCAGCAGCUGCAGGCGUGCACCGGCCAGCAGUCCUGCCGCCAGGUGGAGGAGCUGGCUGCCGAGGUGGAGAGGCUCCGGACGGAAAACCAGCGGCUUCGUCAGGAGAAUCAGAUGUGGAACCGAGAGGGCUGCCGCUGUGAUGAGGAGCCGGGUACCUAGGGGGUGCCUCCCAGCCUGGUGGACCCGAGAUGAAGGUCCCAUUUCGUGCACACUCAGGCCAGCUGGGUCUCAAGGAGGCAGGUGGCCACCGUCAACACCCUGUGCCCCCUGAGAACAGCUAAAUCGGUUCAGACUCCCACCUCACCGUUUCCAUAGUUGGCUCUUUUGUGUCACCUACCCUUUACAGAGAAAUUAAAUGGCCUUGGUGGGACCAGAUGGGA
This is a messenger RNA of Pongo pygmaeus (Bornean orangutan), 3479 nucleotides long. RefSeq names its product HEXIM P-TEFb complex subunit 2 (gene HEXIM2). Bases 2398 to 3258 code for a protein of 286 amino acids. The transcript is spliced from 3 exons. Gene Ontology annotation, biological process: negative regulation of cyclin-dependent protein serine/threonine kinase activity; negative regulation of transcription by RNA polymerase II. Lineage: Eukaryota; Metazoa; Chordata; Mammalia; Primates; Hominidae. The record is from RefSeq and is a predicted model, not a curated record. Gene Ontology annotation, molecular function: 7SK snRNA binding; cyclin-dependent protein serine/threonine kinase inhibitor activity. Gene Ontology annotation, cellular component: nucleus; nucleoplasm; cytoplasm.